Hippocampus zosterae (dwarf seahorse) is the source of this 2322-nucleotide messenger RNA. It is a transcript of the gene tbx21, whose product is annotated as T-box transcription factor 21. The transcript is spliced from 6 exons. Gene Ontology annotation, molecular function: RNA polymerase II cis-regulatory region sequence-specific DNA binding; DNA-binding transcription factor activity, RNA polymerase II-specific. NCBI's taxonomy places the organism in Eukaryota, Metazoa, Chordata, Actinopteri, Syngnathiformes, Syngnathidae. Gene Ontology annotation, biological process: regulation of transcription by RNA polymerase II; lymphocyte migration; positive regulation of DNA-templated transcription. The coding region runs from base 225 to 2015 and encodes 596 amino acids. Gene Ontology annotation, cellular component: nucleus. The record is from RefSeq and is a predicted model, not a curated record.
GCGCGCGCACGUGCAGCGCGCGGGUGGACGCGUCUCGGCAAUAAGGGCGCGCGCACUCAACGUACACAUCACACACUUGAGUUUGCACGAGAGAGUGCAGCUUGCAGUCGGUCGCUCGGUCGGUCGGCGGCGAAGUCAGUGCGCGCGAGUCCCGCGUCGGGCGUCGGGCAAGCGGGAGCGUUCGGAUGCCGACGCGAGCCUUAUGACUUUAGCGCGGGCUGCAAAUGGGCGGCACGGGUGGCAACCUCUACCUCGGCAUGUUGAGCGGCGCCACCGAGGCGCACAAGAGCCCCGAGGUGAACGGACACCCGCACCGCGGCGGGGGCAAGGACCCGGCCGAGCUCAAGACGGCCAUCCAGGACGCGCGCUUCUACUACCCGGACACCCUCGCGGGCGGCCAGGACGCCCUGGCGCUGCAGUACCACCCGGAGCAGGCGCUCGGCGGCUUCGGCCCCGCGCAGCCGGUGCGCUUUUACGCGCAGACGCUCGGCGGCUGCGCCUACGCGGGCGCCGGUUCGGAGUCGCCGCACAGGGGCGCCGCCCGGAUGGGCUACGGGGACGGGUUCCCGUCGUCGCCGGACGGCUUCGGAGCGGCGGCGGCGGCGGCGGUGGGCUACCAGCGGGCCGCCCUGUACCCGCUGCCCGGCUUGCAGCUGUGCGGCAAGACGCAGGCGCUGCUCAACAAUUAUCCGCUGUGGGCCAAGUUCCACAACUUUCACACCGAGAUGAUCAUCACCAAGCACGGCAGGAGGAUGUUCCCGUUUCUGAGCUUCAACAUCAGCUCGCUGGACCCGUCGGCCCACUACAACGUGUACGUGGACGUGGUGCUGGCCGACCAGCACCACUGGCGCUACCAGGGCGGCAAGUGGGUGCAGUGUGGCAAAGCGGAGGGCAACAUGCCAGGAAACAGGAUGUACGUGCACCCCGACUCUCCAAACACGGGCGCCCACUGGAUGAGACAGGAAGUGUCCUUCAGUAAGCUCAAGCUCACCAAUAACAAGGGCGGAAGUAACAACGUGGCGCAGAUGAUCGUGCUGCAGUCCCUGCACAAGUAUCAGCCGCGUCUGCACGUGGUGGAGGUGAAGGAGGACGGCAGCGAGGACGCCUUCCACGUGUCCAAAGCGCAAACCUUCGUCUUUCCCGAGACGCAAUUCAUCGCCGUCACCGCCUACCAGAACGCCGACAUCACGCAGUUAAAGAUCGACCACAACCCCUUUGCCAAAGGCUUCCGCGACAGCUACGACAACUUGUACGCGGCGCCCGACCACGAGCGCCUCACCCCCUCCCCGACGGAGAGCCAGCCGCUCUUGGCCGGGGGCUGCUACCCGGCGAGCUACCUGUCGGAGCCGUACGUCAACCCCCCGCCCCAGGGCCGCUUCUACGGCCGGGAAGCGGCGGCGGCGGGCGGCCAGCAGCACAAGGACGGCCCCUCUGGCCCGGGGCCCCACUGGUACGUGCCGUCCCAGCAGGCCGCCGCCCCCAACCGCCUGGACUUGGCGUCAUCCUUCGAGGGCGACUUCUCCGGGAAUGCCCUCUACAAGCCCUUCCCCUUACAGAACCCCCCGCAUCCGGCCCUCAGCUACUACCCCGAGCGCCCGUUCGCCUCCGGCAGCGUGUCCGCCACGGCGGCGUGGACCGGCGCCCGGGCCCCGCCUCAGUACCUGGCCAGUAAGCCGGCCCCCAGCCUGGCCUGGUUCCGCCCGUUGUCUUCGUCACCCGCGUUGCCCGGUAACGCCCGUCUGCACGCCGGCCCCCUGCACCCCGCCCCGCCGGAGCCCCUCCCGCUGGCCGACAAGGGCAAAGACGCGGCGGAGGGCGAGCAGCGCUGGCUGGAGCCGCCCUCGUUGAAAUCGCCCGACUCGGUGGACUCGGCCCUGUUUGAGGGCGGCGCGGGCGACGCCAAGAAGAGGAGGGUGUCGCCCUACACGUCCAGUACUGAGAACUCGCCGCCGCCCAAUCACGGGGCACAGCUGUGCGACAAAGAGGCCAAUUACUUUGGCUAUUAUGCCCACUGAGCCACAUCACUUGGGACCCCCCCACCCCACUGGCUUGAUAUCCAGCUUCAGCGCCACGUACUUUUUUUGAAUUUGGCGGUUGUAUCCUCAUUAUAGUCCAAAACAAAAUUGUUCUCAGCAACUGAUCAUUUCACCGUGGUCUCUUCACCCCCCCCCCCCCUCCUACAUUUCUACAGGUAGCAGGCUCAAGCUAGUACAAAUAUCUCGCCCGUUUUUUAAAUUGGCACGAGACGGUGGACAGCCUGUACAUUCAAAAUGUGACAAAUGGUCGCGCCCGCGCUAAAUUGUCUCCCCACCCCGAAGGGGG